Messenger RNA from Prunus mume (Japanese apricot), 722 nucleotides. Lineage: Eukaryota; Viridiplantae; Streptophyta; Magnoliopsida; Rosales; Rosaceae. The record is from RefSeq and is a predicted model, not a curated record.
GUGGAAAUGGCUACCUUGGCGUUCGCGAGCCUAACAUCUCCUCCAUUCUCGUCGGCGCGAAGGUCUCUGUCCAUCCAUGGAAGAUUCGCUUUUCUCCAUAAAACGCUGGGUUGGGGUCGGAGAUCACAGCUGCUUCCCAUAACAUGUUCUUCUUCCGAAUCCGAGCCGAACCAAAACGCCGACUCCGAUGCCAAAACGGCGUCGUUGGCGCAGUCGUCUUCGAGUAGCUUGAGCGAGACACUAAAUGUAGGGCUCGGAGGCGUUGGGUUUCUAGAAACGACGUACUUGACGUAUCUCAAGCUAACACAUUCCGAUGCCUUUUGCCCAAUCGGCGGUGGUAGCUGCGGCGACAUCCUCAGCAGCGAUUACGCCGUCGUUUUUGGUGUUCCUGUUCCAUUGUUUGGGAUGGUUGCAUAUGGGUUAGUUGCUACUCUUAGUGUGCAGCUAUUGACUGCAAAGAAGUUGCCUUUUGGGAUUGGUGAUUCUAAUGCUCGCCUGGUUUUACUUAGGACUACAACUUCCAUGGCGGCUGCUAGCGCUUGUUUUCUGUACAUUCUUAGCACUAAAUUUUCAGAGCUUCUUGCUCAUAUUGUUUUGCUCUCUUUCACCUUAUUUAUCAUCACUUUAAAGGUUAGCUAGCCUUUUUCUGUUUGGUAUGCUUUAACUCGUGGCUUUAUAUGCUUUGGGUGUGGUCCAUAUAUUUGAAUAUUGGGGUUUGUUUA